GAUUUUAAAAAACAGUUGAUUUUUCUAUUAUAUCAAUUAUUUGACGUACCACCACUGAUUGUUAUCAGCUUGGAUGGUUUCCAGUCCGGGUACUUAGAACGUGGCUUAUCACCUGCAAUAUAUCGUUUGCAAGAAUGUGGUACUUAUAGCAAAUAUAUGUUACCUAGUUAUCCAUCAAAGACUUUUCCGAAUCAUUAUACCAUUUCUACUGGUCUAUUUCCUGAAAGUCAUGGAAUCAUUGAUAAUUACAUGUAUGACAGGAAUGUCAACGAUCCUGGAGUUAGCACAUUCGUUCCCUUGAAAAUUGGCCAAAAAUGUUUUUAA
Molecule: messenger RNA, 324 nt
Organism: Dracunculus medinensis (Guinea worm)
Lineage: Eukaryota; Metazoa; Nematoda; Chromadorea; Rhabditida; Dracunculidae
Source: the annotation of a GenBank genome assembly